Messenger RNA from Sphaerulina musiva SO2202, 3111 nucleotides. RefSeq names its product E3 ubiquitin-protein ligase NEDD4. Bases 411 to 2858 code for a protein of 815 amino acids. Gene Ontology annotation, molecular function: protein binding; ubiquitin protein ligase activity. The transcript has 7 exons. The record is from RefSeq and is a predicted model, not a curated record. Lineage: Eukaryota; Fungi; Ascomycota; Dothideomycetes; Mycosphaerellales; Mycosphaerellaceae. Gene Ontology annotation, biological process: ubiquitin-dependent protein catabolic process.
UGAUCUCACCGACCCCGUCCGUACAUCAACAACAGAAGCACCAACACCUUGAAAGUGCGGGUGACGAGUGCUCCGUGUUGGUUGCGCAUUAUCAAUUCUCGACGCUUUGUUGUAUCUGCACUUUACGCGCGCGAGAAGAAGUGAGCGGCACGAGCGCAGAAAGUGGCGCAGCGCAGUUGACCUCGCAGUCGCCAUCGUCAUCCCACCGCGGCCACAACCACGACGACCACGAGGUAGCGGAACCCAUACCACCACGACGGCGCGAUCAUUCACACCCUCUUGCCAUAUUCACGCUUGUCAGCGCGCUCUAUCGACCGCGACGCUGUCCUCCACCGUGCAUGGUACAUCCCUAGGCGCGAGCACAUAUACACAAGGCGAGCAGCAGACACCGCAUACAUUCACCUGGCGCCAUGGCCGACCUCCCAUCGCAGCCCAACCUACGCAUCACCAUCAUUGCCGCAGAUGGACUAUACAAGCGUGAUGUCUUCCGCUUUCCGGACCCGUUCGCUGUCGCAACAAUAGGUGGAGAGCAGACAAAGACGACCGGAGUGAUCAAGAAGACGCUCAAUCCGUAUUGGAACGAGAGUUUCGACAUGCGUGUGGACGAGGACAGCCUACUCGCAGUUCAAAUCUUUGACCAGAAGAAGUUUAAGAAGAAGGACCAGGGCUUCCUCGGCGUUGUGAACGUGCGCAUUGGAAGUGUUAUCGACCUCGAUGCCGGUGGUGAUGAGAUGAUUACUCGUGAUCUUAGAAAGUCCAACGACAACUUGGUGGUGAAUGGCAAGCUCAUCUUAAACUUGUCCACGAAUCUACGCACGCCGAUAGCCUCUGGCGCUCGUCCGAAUGGCAGUUCCGCGGGACCUUCCACUAACGGUGCGCACACCCCUUCGACCCCUGUCGGUGCGCAAUCCUCUGCCUCGCUACAGACACCAUCGACGAGCGUCGCCGGGCCAGUGGCUCCGUCUCGACAAAACACGGGAGGCGUUCCGUCAGCAGCUCCUCCGUCCACCACCAACGGCACUGGCACGUCCGCGAACAGAAGAGCGGAUGGUUCAGGAUUCAGUGCAUUUGAAGAUGCGCAGGGGAGACUACCGCCUGGCUGGGAGCGGCGAGAAGACAACUUAGGGAGGACCUACUAUGUGGACCACAAUAGCAGGCAGACUACAUGGAUCAGGCCGACUGCAAACUUCAAUGCAGGGGAGCAGCGCGCUCAGCUAGAACAGCAGACGAACAUUGAGCGACAAAGGCAUCAAGGCAGAACGUUGCCGGAAGAUAGGACUGGUGCCAAUUCGCCAAGUCUAUCGGACAGACAGAACUCUCCUGGUCAUACUCCGAACCCGACCACUGCUGCAAAUAAUGCCGCCAGUGCAGCACAGAUGGUGGCUACGGGUGCUACAACUGCUGGAACUGGCGAGCUCCCUGCUGGCUGGGAACAACGGCACACUCCAGAAGGUCGAGCAUACUUCGUGGACCACAACACGCGAACCACUACGUGGGUUGACCCUCGGCGACAACAAUACAUUAGGAUGUACGGUCAGAACGCUACGGGCAACAGCACUAUUCAACAGCAGCCCGUUUCGCAGCUCGGCCCACUGCCGAGUGGAUGGGAAAUGCGUCUGACCAACACGGCGCGUGUGUACUUUGUGGAUCACAACACGAAAACCACCACUUGGGAUGAUCCACGACUACCAUCAUCGCUGGACCAGAACGUGCCACAGUACAAGCGUGACUUUAGAAGAAAGCUGAUCUACUUCCGAUCACAACCGGCAUUACGAAUUUUGUCUGGACAAUGCCACGUCAAGGUUCGAAGAACGCACAUCUUCGAGGACUCUUACGCGGAGAUCAUGCGUCAAAGCCCGAACGACCUCAAGAAGCGCCUCAUGAUCAAGUUCGAUGGCGAAGACGGCUUAGACUAUGGUGGACUGUCGAGAGAGUUUUUCUUCCUUCUUUCGCACGAGAUGUUCAACCCCUUCUACUGUCUGUUCGAGUACAGUGCACACGACAACUACACUCUGCAGAUCAACCCCCAUUCUGGCAUCAACCCGGAGCAUCUCGGCUACUUCAAAUUCAUUGGGCGUGUUGUAGGCCUCGCCAUCUUCCACAGACGCUUCUUGGACGCAUUUUUCAUUGGCGCUUUCUACAAGAUGAUUCUCAAGAAGAAGGUUAACCUGCAGGAUAUGGAGGGCGUCGACGCCGAGUUCCAUCGGACGCUUACCUGGACCAUGGAGAACGACAUCACUGACGUGAUCUACUCAACAUUCUCGGUCGAGGAUGAGCGUUUCGGUGAGAAAGUCACUGUCGACCUAAAACCUGGUGGCCGCGACAUUGAGGUGACGAACGAGAACAAGAAGGAGUAUGUGGAGCUUAUCACAGAAUGGCGCAUCCAAAAGCGUGUGGAUGAGCAAUUUAACGCCUUCGUUACUGGCUUCCACGAGCUUAUACCUGCGGAUCUCGUCAAUGUCUUCGAUGAGCGCGAAUUGGAGUUGCUCAUCGGAGGCAUAGCAGACAUCGACGUUGAUGACUGGAAGAAACACACCGAUUAUCGAGGUUACACGGAGAAUGAUGCUGUGGUUCAGAACUUCUGGAAGGUCGUCAGGGCUUGGGACGCAGAGCAGAAGUCUCGGCUUCUGCAAUUCGCUACUGGCACCUCGCGAAUUCCUGUCAACGGUUUCAAGGAUCUCCAAGGUUCAGAUGGGCCUCGAAGAUUCACGAUUGAAAAGUCUGGAGAGGAGAACCAAUUGCCCAAGUCGCACACUUGUUUCAACAGAUUGGACUUGCCGCCAUACAAGAGCUUUGAUGCGUUGUCGCAAAAGCUUGUGUGGGCCGUCGAGGAAACUGUCGGGUUCGGCCAGGAAUGAGCACGAGUUACUCGGCAAGUUUGCAAUGCGAUUCUCUGUCUCGUACCUGAAAUUUGUAGCGGCAAUUCCAUGGCUCGCAUCUGCUCUAUCCUGUCCAUGGUAGAGUCAUGAUGAUGUGUGUGUUUUUUUUACCGGCGAGACAAUGAGGGGCGGGGCAAUAGCUAAUCUCACUAUUCUUUCAUAUGCUGCUCUCUGUGCAUACGUUACGAGGAAAGGAGAGGAAUAGGAAAUGGCAAAAAAAAACUUUCAAUCC